Molecule: messenger RNA, 447 nt
Organism: Opisthocomus hoazin
Lineage: Eukaryota; Metazoa; Chordata; Aves; Opisthocomiformes; Opisthocomidae
Source: RefSeq, a predicted model, not a curated record
AUGGAAGACACGGGCUCUCUGACUAAACAAGCUGAAGCAACUGUGGCUGCAGACUGGAAAAAAAAGUUGACUCCAGAGCAAUUCUAUGUCACGAGAGAAAGAGGAACGGAACCGCCAUUUAGUGGGAUCUAUCUGAAUAACACAGAAUCGGGAAUAUACUACUGCGUGUGCUGCAGUGCCCCGCUGUUCAGCUCAGAAAAGAAGUACAAUUCUGGGACUGGAUGGCCAUCGUUUUCUGAGGCUUACGGUACUUGUGGCGGAGAUGAAAGUCAUACCAAUAUCAUGAGACGACCAGAUAACUCAUUGGGAUCGAGCAGAACUGAAGUUGUCUGCAAACAGUGUGACGCCCAUUUAGGCCACGUCUUCGAUGAUGGUCCCACACCUUCUGGGCAGAGGUUCUGUAUCAACAGUGUUUCAUUAAACUUCAAACCAGGCUCCAGUCAGUGA